UGCCAGAUGCUAGACCAACGACCACCCAUUGGAUGCGUCUGUAAACCAAGUGAGUUGCUGAUAAGACAGCAUUUUUGUGGCAUCAUGUGAAUCCAGUGCGCUCAUUUGAAGCGCAAAGAUGUUGCAAUAUACCCCAAAUCGCCACGCGCCCAUGAUGCCGCCUAGGUAGGCAGCUCACUAGGUUUUUGAAACAGAGCCUCCCUCUCUAAUGCAGUUUGUGUCUGGAAUUGUGUGUGUGAGGGGGGCUCAGUCGAGUUUCUCACCUUGGCUGCCUCUCUGUCACCCCUCCUCUCUCUCUCUCUCUCUCUCUCUCUCUCUCUCUCAGUGCGCGUGUGUCAGUGUGUGUCUGUCUCAUGAACGGAACUGAUCGCUGCUGUAUAUCUGUGAGUUACAUUCACCAACAGACAACGGGACUAAAUCAAAUCGAUCUGGAUUUAUUUUCCACACUCCCGCGCUUGAAUGAGGUUUAGACGGGAUUCAGAGCGCUCCAAACUGUGUUUCCUUCCCGGUCCACGAGCGAUGCCAAGCAAAGCAACUCUUCACGAGUCUUCUUAGAAGGAAGAAAUUCGCACGACAUGAGGCGUGCGGAUCUCAUCAGAUUCCCCCCCGGCAGAUCAUAUGUGCGUGGACCUGCGGAUCGAAGCAUCGGGAGAGUUUGAGAGUAUCGAGUUUUAUACGUUCGGUGUCUGUCUGGAACAUGGCACAUAGGAUGUGGAAUGGACUGUGACCGCAGAUCCCUCCAGCAGUAGAGACGCACGCUGCCAAGGGUUGAUCCCGGGAAAGUCGUCUAUCUACUGGAUGUUUUCUGGCUGGGUCGUCGUUCCGAGAUAUCACACGUACGCCAGACUCCACCAGUCUGAGGAGACGCUUCAACCAUAUUUGUUUAUUUGACUUCCCCCUCUCUACCCAUCCAUCUGGAUACGUUUCUCCCCAUCCCACAUUCAUCAUUCUCUCCCGUGACAUCAUGUGGAGUUUUCGGAACUUGCUUUCUCUGCUUACUGUGUUUCAAGCCUCUAGCCACAGUCCCAACCCAUUCACCGGGCCUCAAGCGACACCGACAGACCCCUGCUAUGACGAGACGGGUGCCGCCCGCCGAUGUAUCCCAGAGUUCAUCAAUGCAGCGUUCGGUCAGGAGGUCAGCGUGUCGAGCGUCUGCGGGCGGCCGGCGUCUCGCUCAUGCAGUUUAGUGGAACGCGAUGACCGUCCCGCCGUGCGCACGUGCCAAGUCUGCGACGCAUCGGACCCUCGCCACGCCCACCCUCCCACCUACCUCACUGACCUAAACUCCGCCCACAACCUCACAUGCUGGCAAUCAGAGAACCUGCAGGGCUCACCGCUCAAUGUGACACUCACACUGUCGCUCGGGAAGAAGUUUGAAAUCACGUAUGUCAGCCUGCAGUUCUGUUCCCCACGUCCUGAAUCCCUGGCCAUCUAUAAGAGCAUGGACUAUGGCCGCACUUGGACCCCCUACCAAUUCUACUCGUCGCAAUGCCGUCGCAUGUACAACCGACCCAACAAAGCCGCAAUCACCAAGCAGAAUGAGCAGGAAGCAUUAUGCACGGACGGGCACACCGAUCUGUACCCGCUUUCCGGCGGCCUUAUUGCUUUCAGCACGCUGGACGGACGCCCAUCGGGGAAGGACUUCGACUCGAGCCCUGUUUUACAGGACUGGGUGACGGUCACAGACAUUCGGGUGGUCUUCAGUCGCCCGCAGCACCCCAGAGCGCUGCCCAUGUCGGGACGCGAGAGCGAAGACCCGCUCGGGCCGCCCGCUACGUAUUAUUACGCGGUUGGCGACUUCCAAGUGGGCGGGAGGUGUAAAUGUAAUGGCCACGCCUCUAGGUGUGUGCGAGAGAAGGAUGGAAAGCUGGUGUGUGAAUGCAAACACAACACAGAGGGUCCGGAGUGUGACCGCUGCAAACCGUUUCACUACGACCGGCCCUGGCAGCGCGCCACUGCGAAAGAAGCCAACGAGUGUUUACCAUGUAACUGUAACCUGCACGCUCGACGCUGUCGCUUUAACAUGGAGUUGUAUAAGCUCUCGGGCCGUAAGAGUGGAGGAGUGUGUAUGAACUGUAGACACAACACCGCCGGACGCCACUGCCAUUACUGCAAAGAGGGAUUCUACAGGGACAUGGCCAAACCCAUCACACACCGCCGAGCCUGCAAAGCAUGUGACUGCCAUCCGGUGGGAGCUGCAGGUAAAACGUGUAACCAGACGACGGGUCAGUGCCCAUGUAAAGAUGGGGUGACUGGCAUCACCUGCAACCGCUGUGCAAAAGGGUAUCAGCAGAGCCGAUCACCUGUCGCCCCGUGCAUUAAAAUCCCUGUUAUAAAGCCGACGGCUGUGAUCAGCACUACAGAGGAGCCUGCAGAUUGUGACUCCUACUGUAAACCUCUGAAGGGAAAUCUCAAGAUCAACAUGAAGAAAUACUGCAAAAAGGACUACGCUGUCCAGGUCAGCGUGUUGGACAUGGAGACCGUCGGCGACUGGGCCAAAUUUGCCGUGAGUCUGGUGUCCGUGUACAAGAGCCGCGGAGAGCCGCUGAAGAGAGGCGAUCACGUGCUGUGGGUCAACAUGAAGGAUCUGGCCUGCAAAUGUCCGCGAAUACACAUGGGCAAACGCUUCCUCAUCCUGGGCACUACUGAGGGUGCCACGAGCCCCGAACGCCCGGGACUGCUGGCCGACAAAAACAGCCUGGUCAUUCAGUGGAGGGACAUUUGGACUCGACGACUGCGCAAGUUCCAGCGCAAAGAGAAGAAAGGCAAGUGCAGCAAAGCGUGAUGGGAUUGCAGGGAACUCUUUAUUAUUGACCACUGUCCUGCUUACGCGGGAGACUGCGAGACCGAACUCUGCGUAUUGUCGUUUCCAGUGCGUUAUUUGAUAUGUCGUCCUGUUGGUCAGCCUUCUAAAGGGACCGUUAAAAAGACUGUUUCUAAUCACACACCACUGAAUCUUUCACACACACACAGUACACGGACUGAUUCCAUUUCCUCUCAAAGCCACAAUUUAAUCAAUCAAAUAUGAAAUACGUCCUCAAAUUACAAAUCAGCAGAACGAUUCUGACCACAUCUGGUUCGGUUCUUCUCGUCUUUGUGGCCUUCAUCAGAUGGUCACACUGGUGUUCACCACAUGCUGCUCGCUUCAGUUCUGAAAACCUCAAAAACUUCAUCGUCUUCAUCAUCGGCCCGGAUCAUUUCACGUUUGAAGACCUUAUUAAGCCGUCUCAUAGCUGUGGGUUGUGUGCCGUACGUGUGGAUGUCUACUUUGAUACUGAAGGAUUUUCGUCUAGUGCAAAAAUGUCUAUUAACAGUCCUAUAGAAAGAAACAUACUCUGUGCAAGUAUGCAAACAUGGUUUCCAUUACUGAGUUACUGUAGCGGGAACAAAUGUCUGUCAUUACAUUGAUGGUUCAGUCAAAAUUCACCCAAAGAUUAAUAUUUUGUCAUCAUUUACUCACACUAAUGUCUUUUGAAAAACCCAUUUUAUUCUAUUCUGACAAACCAUGUCUUGCAGUGAAAAAAAUGAAUGGACCACCACUGCAGUGAAAAAAAGAAAUCGCUGGUGUUUCUUACAUCACAAACUACCUUGUAACCAAUCACGUUGUAAAAAACAAUACUAUUGUGUGUGAGUGAGUGGGG
Megalobrama amblycephala (Wuchang bream) is the source of this 3641-nucleotide messenger RNA. RefSeq names its product netrin 2 (gene ntn2). The transcript has 10 exons. The coding region runs from base 965 to 2785 and encodes 606 amino acids. NCBI's taxonomy places the organism in Eukaryota, Metazoa, Chordata, Actinopteri, Cypriniformes, Xenocyprididae. Gene Ontology annotation, molecular function: protein binding. The record is from RefSeq and is a predicted model, not a curated record.